AUGUCUACCACAAGUAGUGCCAAGAACACAAUCAAAUUGAACCAUUCUCGAGUUGCAGAGGUGGAAGAAGGCGACAUACAGGAACUAAGUGCCAUCGUAUCGUCGCAUGGCGUUCCCAUCCGGUACGUGGACGCCAAAAGCGCCACGUCGGACCAGCAGGUGCUGGCAGAACUGGGAUACAAAGAAGAGCUUAAACGUGAGUUUUCGCCGCUGCAGAUCUUCGGUGUAGCGUUUUCCAUCAUGGGCUUGCUGCCGUCAAUCGCCUCAACGCUGGACGGGGGCCUCACGGCUGGCCCCGUGGGGCUCAAUUGGGGGUGGUUCGUCGCAGGGAUCUUGAUUCUGUCCAUCGGUGUGGCCCUCGCAGAGCUAUCGUCGUCGAUCCCCACUGCAGGCGCAGUCUAUGUGUCGUGCUACCAGUGGGCUCCUGCACGGGUCCGUAAAUGCAUCUCGUACUCCGUCGGGUUUCUCGACACCCUGGCUUUGAGUGCCUCGGUGUGCUCCAUCGUGUACGGUCUUGCACAGCAGAUUCUGUCCGCGGUCGUGGUGACAAACCCGGAUUUCGACGUUACCAACCCAAUCAGCUACGGUGUUUUCGCCGCGUGCAUCAUAGUCAUGUCCCUGGUGACUUCAAUGACCUCCAAGUUCACGUCCAAACUGCAAACAAUUUCGAUCGUGGCCAACUGCUUCGUCAUCGCCUUGUUGUUCAUCGUGCUGCCAAUCGGCGUGAAACGGUCCGCUAAGCUCGACUACAGCUUCAACGACGCCAAGUUCAUCUUCGGCAAAGUCGAAAAUCUCAGCACCUGGAACACCGGGUGGAACUGGUGCAUUGCCGGUAUGAUGCCUGCGAUCUGGACCAUUGGAGCUUACGAUUCGUGUUUGCACAUGGCAGAAGAAGCGCGCGAUGCACCCAGAUCCGUCCCAAUCGGGAUUGUGGGCUCCAUUUCCGUGUGCUGGAUUCUCGGAUGGCUCGUCUGCAUCGUUCUUUUGGCAUGUAUGGAUUCUGACAUCAACAACGUCGUCAACUCUGCAUACGGUCAAGGUAUCACGCAAAUCUUCUACGAUGCCCUGGGAAAAAGAUGGACGCUAGGAUUUUUAGCACUUCUCAUCAUUUGCCAAUUCCUAAUGGGCGCUUCGACCGUUGUUGCCAACUCCAGACAGUUCUGGGCUUUUGCCCGUGAUGACGCUAUCCCAAUGAGUGGAUUUUUCAAGAAAGUCGACAAAAGAACAUCAGUGCCCAUCAACGCUGUUUGGGGAUCCAGUGGACUUGCCUUGGCCUUGGGAUGCUUGUGUUUUGCAGGAGAUACCGCCGCUGACGCCCUAUUCAGUUUGUCCGUGGCAGGCAUGUACAUGGCUCUAAUCUUCCCAAUUACGUUGCGUCUCACAUAUGGUAAAAACGAUUUUACACCUGGUCCAUUCUACUUGGGCGAUUUUUGGUCUCCACUCGUGAACUGGUUUGCCGUCCUCUCCCAAGCGUUCAUCAUCAUUAUGAUGAUGUUCCCUUCCGACAAGGGCGUCGCACCGGAUUCUAUGAACUACACUGUCGUCAUUGGUCCUGGAUUCUGGGCCAUCAGUCUGAUCUACUAUUUCUUAUGGCAGCGGAAAUUCUAUAAGGGACCAAAAUCGAAUCUGACGGACGAAGAGUUCCGCGAGUGCGUAGGAGAGGACGUUAUCGAUGCCAUAAUGUCGCAGAACUACGAGACUUUGAAGAAUCGCAUGGUCUAG
Molecule: messenger RNA, 1722 nt
Organism: Lachancea sp. 'fantastica'
Lineage: Eukaryota; Fungi; Ascomycota; Saccharomycetes; Saccharomycetales; Saccharomycetaceae
Source: the annotation of a GenBank genome assembly